Messenger RNA from Raphanus sativus (radish), 677 nucleotides. Its product is annotated as auxin-responsive protein SAUR21. NCBI's taxonomy places the organism in Eukaryota, Viridiplantae, Streptophyta, Magnoliopsida, Brassicales, Brassicaceae. The coding region runs from base 106 to 402 and encodes 98 amino acids. Gene Ontology annotation, biological process: response to auxin. The record is from RefSeq and is a predicted model, not a curated record. The transcript has a single exon.
CCAUCAUCAACCAAACAACAAACUAUAUUCCAAUAACUCUUAAUCUUUUCAUACUUCUUUAGAAGCUUCAAAAAGGAUUCAAACUUUCAGACAAAGAAACUAGAAAUGGCUUUCAUGAGAAAUCUAUUGGGUGCAAAGAAGAUUCUUGGCCGCUCAGCAACAGCAGCAGCCUCCACAAGCCAAAGGGCAACCUCGGCGGCACCAAAAGGGUUUCUUGCGGUGUACGUAGGAGAGAGUCAGAAGAAGAGAUAUGUGGUGCCAGUCUCAUACUUGAGCCAGCCUUCCUUUCAAGCUCUUCUAAGCAAAUCUGAAGAAGAGUUCGGGUUCGAUCAUCCAAUGGGUGGCUUAACUAUCCCAUGUCCUGAAGAUAUCUUCAUCAAUGUGACUUCCCGACUUCAGUGAUGAUUAUCCAACAUAUUGUUCUUCGAGAUAGAAAUAGAGAUAGACUUGUUCGUUGUAAAUAGAGGAGAAACAUUUUUCUCUUUCAUCUUUGAAAGAGUAGUUCUAAAAGUUUUGAAAAGUAAAUACCAUUCUUCAGUUAUAAGGCACAAUCAUGAUUCAUGUUAAAUUAAUACACUUUCGAUUGAUCAUUGAAAAAGAAAUGACAACACCAAGUAAAGAACUAUAUAGAUUUUGUACUUUGGUUGCCAUUAAUAAAUUAAAUGAGCAUUUUCAUA